GACGGGAGCGGCGGGUGCGGAGCGAGAGCGGAUCGCCGGUGUCCCCCCCCCGCGGUAGCCGCAAUGCCCAACUUCUCCGGCAAUUGGAAGAUGAAGAGCUCGGAAAACUUCGAGGAGCUGCUUAAAGCUCUGGGUGUGAACGUGAUGCUGCGCAAGAUCGCGGUGGCGGCGGCCUCCAAGCCGGCCGUGGAGAUCAAGCAGGACGGCGAGAGCUUCUACAUCAAGACCUCGACCACGGUGCGCACCACCGAGAUCACCUUCCGCCUGGGUGAGGAGUUCGAGGAGCAGACGGUGGACGGGCGGCCCUGCAAGAGUUUGGCCAAAUGGGAGAGUGAGAAUAAGAUGGUUUGUGAGCAGCGGCUGCUGAAGGGUGAGGGGCCCAAGACGGGAUGGUCCAGGGAGAUGACCAACGAUGGGGAGCUCAUCCUGACGAUGACAGCCGACGACGUGGUCUGUACCAGAGUCUACGUCCGGGAGUGACCCCCCCCCUGCACCCCCAACUCCACUGACCCCCAACAACCCCCCUCAGCCCCCCAUCUCCC
Messenger RNA from Cuculus canorus (common cuckoo), 542 nucleotides. It is a transcript of the gene CRABP2, whose product is annotated as cellular retinoic acid binding protein 2. Gene Ontology annotation, biological process: fatty acid transport. The transcript has 5 exons. The record is from RefSeq and is a predicted model, not a curated record. Gene Ontology annotation, cellular component: nucleus; cytosol. Bases 64 to 480 code for a protein of 138 amino acids. Lineage: Eukaryota; Metazoa; Chordata; Aves; Cuculiformes; Cuculidae. Gene Ontology annotation, molecular function: fatty acid binding.